UCCCCUCCCCUUCCCAUUCACACACGUAUUCUUUGUCGAAAUAUCUACUGUGAAGAUAAUGUACAGCUGUUUCUACAACCACCUGGCGUAUGGUUGUCUCCCGUGACGCAGAACGCAGAGAUGGAUGAAGCAGAGGUGGAUGACGAGGUGCAACUCCUCUUACCUUCACAGAACCCUGCCAUGGGAACCAGAGGUGGAGGGAGAGGAGGAGGCACUCCUGCAGCCAUCAUUCUGUUAGCAGUAUUCAGUGCCAUUGGAGGCUUCCUUUUUGGCUAUGACACUGGUGUAGUCUCAGGAGCUAUGAUACUUGUAAGAGAUGAAUUUGAGCUGAGCACACUGUGGCAUGAGCUGAUUGUGUCAUCCACUAUUGGGGCUGCCUGGCUGGCGGCAUUGGUUGCUGGUCCUGCAACAGAUCGUUUUGGACGGCGACCUGUGAUUCUUGUUGCAAGUGUGGUGUUUACUGUUGGGGCAGUGAUCAUGGGAGUAGCUCCAGAAAAGGUGACACUGCUAAUUGGAAGAAUAAUUGUUGGAUUGGGAAUAGGUAUGGCUUCGAUGUCAGUGCCAGUAUAUCUGAGUGAAUCAUCCCCUGCUGAUCUUCGUGGGCGCAUCACUGUAACCAACAAUAUAUUCAUCACUGGUGGUCAGCUGGUUGCAUCUCUGAUUUGCGGUGCUUUUUCAAAAGUUCCGCAGGGUUGGAGGUAAGGCUGUAACCAACAAU
This is a messenger RNA of Penaeus monodon (black tiger shrimp), 718 nucleotides long. RefSeq names its product proton myo-inositol cotransporter-like. The transcript is spliced from 5 exons. Gene Ontology annotation, molecular function: myo-inositol:proton symporter activity. The record is from RefSeq and is a predicted model, not a curated record. Gene Ontology annotation, biological process: transmembrane transport. The coding region runs from base 121 to 702 and encodes 193 amino acids. Gene Ontology annotation, cellular component: membrane. NCBI's taxonomy places the organism in Eukaryota, Metazoa, Arthropoda, Malacostraca, Decapoda, Penaeidae.